GUUGGAGCAGGAAUUCUGAUACAUCAAUGGCGGAAUUUCCUCCAGCAUUACAUGCUCAGCACUUGGAAUUACUUUGAUCCCAUCUUUGACAAUAAGAACCAACGAGAUGGUCUGAGGCAGAACUGACAGUGUAACAAGGUUUGGCACAGUUGUUUUGGAUCCAAAAUGGCGUCUGCUCAGGCUUAUAGCCCCUUCGUAUUCUUGAUUUUAAUUGCGAGAGAGCCCCUCAAGCAUACUGCCAAUUUUCCCAGUAGAAGAAACCCUACAGGGAACUUUUCCUGCAGUGAAAUGUUGAACUACUCAUCGUCCUUCUGCACCAAGGUGGAGAGAUGUGCAUGCACCGAGGACGAGGAGCCUGGAAUUAAGCACAGGAGCGAAAAGAUGCCGAAGAUGAGACAAUAAAGAAGAGCUAGUGUUGGGGCCUGUGCAGACUUCCCGCAGCAGCAGUUAGAUGUGCACGUCGACCCGGCCACGAUGACAAUGAAAGGCCUGUCCAGCAGCCGUAGUCACCACCACACGGUGACUUGCGACCCCUCUUACAACUCCAUGACCAUGGGGCACUCGGACCGUCGGUCCUACUUUCUCAACCCUGGGGAGGCUCAUCCUGCUGACCACCCCUGUUACACCCAGCGUAACACCUUCCAGUCUGAAUGCGAUGCCUACCCUGACCUGGCCAGCUGCACCUUCCCUCGUAGACAUUACAGCUCUCACCAUGACCUGAAGGAGGAGUGUGGCCCUAUGGUGCCUUAUACUGGGCCAACAGGGAACAGUAAGGGAGGUGGAGGAGGUGGUGGAAACAACAACCGAAUCCCUUCUAAUCUACUAGAGCAGUUUGAGCGCCAAGCACCGGUGCAGCGUGAAGGCUACCACACACUGCAGUACAAGCGCACUGCAGUAGAACACCAACGUAGUGACAGCCCUGGUCGAAUCCGCCAUCUUGUUCACUCUGUCCAGAAGCUUUUUACCAAAUCCCACUCCCUGGAGGGGCCAUCAGGGUCUGGUGGUGGAGGAAGUGGGAGGAUGAAUGGCAGCAAAUCCAGUCCUGAUGACCCACCCUCCUCUUCUGGCACCCUGAAGCACAGUAAGCGCAGUAAGAGCAAAGACCGCUCCAAGUCGGAGCCUAAGAUGCACACUGCUAUCUCAGGCUACUGGAGCUCAGACGACACGCUUGACCGGGAGAUGUGCCUCUACCCCCAUCACCACGGGGGCAGCAGUGGAGGCCUGCCUUCAGGGGUCAUGACCAUGGGGCGCCACCCGGACAAAUCCCAAUCGCAGUACUUCAUGGAGUCCUACAACACUAUCAGCGCCCACUCUCUCAAGACGUCACGCAGCAACAACGAUGUGAAAUGCUCGACGUGCUCCGGAGGCAGCAGCGGAGGUAUGCCACUGGUGGGCACCCUGGAUGGCAAAGUGCAGCUGAAGAAGAGCUCGUGGUCUUCUACUCUGACGGUGAGCAGAGCAAGAGAGGUCUAUCAGAAGGCCUCAGUCAACCUAGAUAAAGCUCUAGUGAAAGCCGAGCAGGGACGCACCUGCCACUUCCUACAGGUGCCUCAGGAUGACUGGAGCGGUUUCUCUCCACUGGGUAAGGAUGACGAGAUCCCGUGCCGGCGGAUGCGCAGUGGCAGCUACAUCAAGGCCAUGGCAGAAGAAGACAGCGGCGACUCGGACUGCAGCCCCAAACCCUCACCCAAGGUCCAGGCACGACGAGCCAGCUACCUAAAGGCCACACAGCCGUCCCUCACAGAGAUGACCACACUCAAGAUUUCCACAGAGCACUCUCCCAAACUUCAGAUCCGGAGUCACAGCUACCUGCGGGCGGUGAGUGAGGUUUCCAUCAAUAGGAGUCUGGACAGCUUGGACCCGGCAGGGCUGCUGGCCUCGCCUAAAUUCCGCUCGCGAAACGAGAGCUACAUGAGAGCCAUGAGCACCAUCAGCCAGGUGAGCGAGGUGGAGGUGAACGGGCAGAUCGAGGCAGUGUGUGAGUCAGUGUUCAGUGAAAUGGAGUCGCAGGCGGUGGAUGCCCUGGAUCUGCCCAUGCCCAGCUGCUUCCGCAUGCGGAGCCACAGCUACGUGCGUGCCAUAGAGAAAGGCUGCUCGCAGGAAGAAGAGGAGAGAGGCGUCAUGGUGGGAAUCAGGAGGACCAACUCACCCCCGCACACCACCACAACCGUCAGAACCAUCCAGAGCAGCACAGUGUCCUCAUGCAUCACUACCUACAAGAAGACUCCUCCCCCAGUCCCACCACGGACCACACCGUCCAAACCCUUCAUAUCAAUCACGGCACAGAGCAGCACUGAGUCCGCUCAGGAUGCCUACAUGGACGGGGGCUCCGGCCCGCGGACGGGCAUAAGCUCCCAGCCGGGCCUAUCCAACUCCACGGAAAGCAUCGACAGCAUGAAGGCCCUGACAGCAGCCAUAGAGGCAGCUAACGCUCAGGUGCACGGCCCUGCCAGCCAACACGUCACCAACAGCACCAUCACCAUCACUGCCACCGCCACCACCUCUGCCAUUGCGCACGUCUCCACGGAGAGCAAGGCGCAGAGGGAAGCGUUCCGCAAGUCCCUCUCCAUAGGGAUCCAGGUGGACCCAGAGGAAGGAGGGCCAACGGAAGAGCAGUCUAAAUUCCAGUCGAUAGGAAUUCAGGUGGAGGAUGAGCGAUGGUGAGUAGAGAGACGAAGCGAGAAAGAGAAGGAGGCUGUAAAAGUGAAACUAGAUAGGUCUGAUGGGAGGGAUGAGGCAGAGAUAGCAUAAGUAGGAAGAAGACUUGUGGAGACAGAGAGUGGUUUGUAGGGUGCAGUGCAAGCUUUUGCCCCCCCUGCACUGGCUUUCCUGAACCAGCUGUCCCCAGUUCAGGGGAGAUUGGCAUCAGAGCCCCCUCAGCAAGGGCCCCCAAAUGACAGCUGGGCCAGAGGAUGUGGUGGAGGGAGCUGGGAAGGUGGAGGGGGUGAGUUGACAGCCAUCUGUUGCUCCCGCCAUUGUGAUCCAGGCUACUUUGAGGCUGUG
Perca fluviatilis (European perch) is the source of this 3003-nucleotide messenger RNA. RefSeq names its product disks large-associated protein 1-like. Gene Ontology annotation, molecular function: molecular adaptor activity. Gene Ontology annotation, biological process: signaling. Bases 475 to 2664 code for a protein of 729 amino acids. The record is from RefSeq and is a predicted model, not a curated record. NCBI's taxonomy places the organism in Eukaryota, Metazoa, Chordata, Actinopteri, Perciformes, Percidae. The transcript is spliced from 8 exons. Gene Ontology annotation, cellular component: postsynaptic specialization; glutamatergic synapse.